Molecule: messenger RNA, 3915 nt
Organism: Peronospora matthiolae
Lineage: Eukaryota; Oomycota; Peronosporomycetes; Peronosporales; Peronosporaceae
Source: the annotation of a GenBank genome assembly
AUGGACCCCAUCGACGUCGAAGAGCUCCGCGUAGAGGCCGUCGUCGUCGACUACUACAUGAGUAAACCGCUGCCCAGAGACGCGAUCCACCAUCUCCCCUCCUCACCGUGCUAUUCUCGUGCCCGUGAGGUCCCAGUCGUGCGGAUCUUUGGUGCUACACCCGCUGGUCAAAAAGCUCUUGUACACGUUCAUGGGAUCUUCCCGUACUUUUACUUUCGAGCAGAAGACGACCCAGACUUUGAAGACCAAGAGCGUCUGCGCGCGCUGCUACCUCGACUGGCAAAGGAUAUCGAGAUGCUGAUUGUGCAAGGAACGCCGUUCUACGGGUACCAUCCGAGUCCAAAACUAUUCGUGCAAAUCUUCUUGUAUAACCCACGAGUGCUGGCAGCAGUGGUGCAGCUGCUUGAAGGCGGAAAUGUCUGUGGAAGGCGGUUCCAGCCGUACGAGGCGCACGUUUUUGCUGAUUACAAUAUUGAAGGGCUGAAUUAUGUGGCAUUUAGCAACGUCAAGUUUCGAUUUCCAGUGCCUGUCACGCAGGAUCAUCUCGCAAAAAGUGCAGAAGAUUGCCACGUUAUUUCUCUCUCGAACGUUUCAGCAGAUAGAAUAAAUGGCUUCGAUAGAAGCGCACCAUCUCUUGUUGGACGAUAUGUCCCGGUGCUUCACGCACCAGAACGAUGGUCGGAUCGACAGUCCAGCUGUGCGCUAGAAGCCGAUGUCGCCGCUGUGUGCAUUCUGAAUCCAAAGCGAUUUGAGUCCCAGCAGAAAGCAGCGGAGAGCACGGGUGAGCUACGCAAUGUGCCGUCGCUGGCAGCCAUUUGGGAGGAGGAGAGAUUACGGCGCACGUUGGAUGGAGAAAGGGCAACACCAACAAUGCCCUUGAGUUUACCUCGCAACGCUGACUCGUUUUCGUCUAGAGGUCUAACGCUGAGCGCCUCGCCGGCACAAUCGGCAUCGUCGCUGUUAUCACAGUCUAUUUUCAGAAAAAAGCUCAAAGAUUCUGUCGAUGAAGUGAUGGAAAAAUUAAAGGAGCAAGACGAAGGACAAUGGACAAACAGCAAAAUCCCUGAUCUUCACCCUCAUCACCUGUCUGCUAGCGACGUGGCAUUAUGCGGUAAUUCGAUAGCCGUGGAGAGCGAAUACUCUCACAGCCAAGCUGAUCAUGAAGACAAUAACAAGCACAGUUCCGAGCAGUCAGUUGAAGAAGAUGAAGCCAUUGUGAAUAUUCUUAUAGCGAUGCAGCAAGAAAGCGACCUGGGUCAUGUAGACAACAACCCGGACGAAGGCAAUGAGAACGACAGAUACGUGACGCUCAACGAAAGCGAUGAAGAAGCCGAGACCAGCAAGUGGGGCACUCGAAACGAUGAAAUUGGCGAUAUCAUGGCUUCACAGCGCCACGUUGAAGCUCGUAUCACAUGCCAGUCACCUGGUUUUUCAAAAGAGAAAGUUUGGUGGGACGUCGCAGAGCGUGAACCUCGGCCCACUGCAACUCCACUCAGUGAACUUGGUAGUCCUCGUGUUAUCCUCCGUGCCCCACAGCAGCGUUCGACUGAAGUUGCCGUCGGAUUUGAUUCCAGCCAAGAGGAUGUAUCUCGUGUUGUCGAUCUCGAAGAUUUACUCUCCCCGCGACCGCUAGAAUCGACAUCAAUACAUCUGCAGGAAGAGAGGUCGGACCCGGUCGACUAUGGCCGACUGGCGCAAAUGCCGCAGUCGCGGCCACUGCAGGUGACCUCGAGAGGUCAAGGACUAUCAGCAGCAAUGAUGGACAGCAAGCGCUUGUGGCUCUUCAGUCCUGAGCCUCCUUCCUUCUCACAGAUUCUGUCGUCUUCGCAUGACCUUGGAGUGGAUCUAGUACAGUACAAGCCCGCGUUUUACAGUAAUGCUGCAGAUAUCCCGAAGAAAGCCAUGAUCUUCGGUGGGAAGAAAUUUGACUUUACACCGCACAAAACGAGCAAUCUGUCGGUAUUUGAUACCAGCGCGACACGUCAGAUGCUGCAUCCACUUUGCAGCAGCGACAGCAGCGAGAGUGGACGAAACGCGCCUUGGCGUAACCUUUCUCAUCUGAAGACCCCCAAUGACAUUCCUGAAAGAAGCGGAAAGGUGCGUCGUUUGCGGAUGGCAGCAUCGUUGCCACCAGACGCUACUGCUAUCAAGGAAUGGGUUUCGAAUCGUGCUAAAAGCCGCAGCAUUCUUGCAAAGACACGACAAAAACGUGCUCACCCUGCCGUGGUGUGUUCGGCAUCGCCGUCGGGUAGACUGAGCACACCAGCGGUUCUGUCAAAUAUUACGAUACUAUCCAUCGAAGUGUUCGCAGCAUCGCGAGGCAACAUGCUGCCAAAUCCUCUCCACGACCCGGUCAAUGCAAUCUGUUAUGCAGUGGAAGCCCAAGAAGGACCGACAGAUUAUACGACAAAUGAGCGCGGAUUCCUCAUGAUAAAAAUGGACGACAUGGAUUCACCAACACUCGAAGGCGUGGGCAUUUGUGUUGACAGUGGUGAUAUGUCGGUGACAUUUGCCGCAGACGAGCAAGAUCUACUCCAAUCACUAGAGGCGCUAAUAAGACGGUGGGAUCCAGAUUUUUUGGUAGGAUUCGAGGUGCAAAAGGCUUCGAUUGGGUAUCUCAUCGACCGGGCUUCACAGAUGGAUAUCAAUUUGAUCCAGUCGCUAUCUCGCCUCCCGUCAUCACCAGUGGAUCCUCGUAACGCAAAGAUGAAGGCUCAGGACCAAGAAAAAAGCAGCCAAAAUGAAGAGUCGGCUGAUACAAGUUGGGGUGUCAACAAGGCAGCUGGGCCAUGGAUACACGGCAGGUAUAUUCUGAAUCUUUGGCGAAUGACUCGCUCAGAGCUGAAGCUGUCGCGCUAUGCUUUUGAAGAUGUCGUAGAGGCCGUAUUACGUCGGACUUAUCCAGUAUACACAGCUAAGCGGUUGACGUCGUGGUUCCGUGAAUGUGAUAAAAUGCGGUGGAAGGUGAUCAAGUAUUUUCUUGAUCGAGCUACGCUGAAUCUCCGUAUUCUUUCCAAAAUGCAGCUAGUCACGAGAACAGGCGAGAUGGCCCGACUUUUUGGGAUUGACUUUUACUCGGUUUUAUCGCGAGGAUCACAGUACCGAGUCGAGGCUGUCAUGUUGCGCGUGACAAAGCGGAAGAAUUUUCUGUUGGUGUCGCCAAGCAGAAACCAAGUGUCUGGCCAGGCCCCGAUGGAGUGCAUUCCACUAGUGAUGGAACCGCAUUCGAGCUUUUACACAGACCCCGUUGUGGUCCUUGAUUUUCAGUCUCUCUAUCCAUCGCUUGUCAUUGGGUAUAACCUGUGCUAUUCAACUUUGCUAGGGCGUCUAAAGAGUGGACAGCAUCCCGAGUUGGAGACUUCGCUCGGGGUCGUUGAUUUCACCCCAAACUCCUCCGGGCUGUUGCAAUGCAAAGAUGACGUCAUUAUUGCACCGAAUGGAACGUUGUUCUGUCCCAAGAGCUAUCGCCAAGGAGUCCUUCCGCUCAUCUUGGACGAAAUCUUGUCAACCCGGAUCAUGGUCAAGCAGUCAAUGAAAUCGGCAAAGGAAUCAAAUCAGGAUCGACUAGAAAAGGUGUUAAAUGCUCGUCAGCUAGCACUGAAAAUGAUUUCGAAUGUGACGUACGGCUACACAGCGGCUGGUUUCUCGGGACGUAUGCCAUGUGCUCAACUAGCCGAUGCCAUUGUUCAGACUGGACGAUGCACGCUCGAAGCUGCUGUUCGACAGAUAGAAGAGCAGUCCGAUUGGAAUGCAAAGGUCGUGUACGGCGACACAGAUAGUGUUUUCGUGCUACUUAAAGGCAGGUCAAAGGCAGACGCAUUUCGGAUUGGACAGGAAAUCGCUGAUGCGGUAACCGCAUCGAAUCCCAGGCAUGCCAACCUUAUAUUUCCAUUCGCGACGUUUAUCGUCCCAUGA